CUCCUGUGAUUCCAUACCUCACAACAAAGCUCUUAACAGGCAUGAAAAUGGGUCAGGGGUUAAAAAGGUGAGAAAGGUGUGGAGGAAAUAUGUUCCGGCGUUCUGCCAAAAUGUCCGCCAUCGGCAAAGCGUCCUACAUGUGGCGAAUUUGACCAUUUUAAUUUUUCACAUAAGGCUUAAUAUUCGAGUUAACGGGGGUUUAAUUAGUUGAAGGAGUUGAUUUCAACCACCAUUGACUCACGCUAGCUUAGCCACUCCAGAGCCCUGAAACUAACAAAUGACUGUCAAACUGCACAGAAUUUGUUCAAAUCAACUCCAACGACUAAUUAAACCCUGGCUAACUCAAAGAUUAAGCCUAAUGUAAAAAACAGGCAUGAAAAUGGGUCAGGGGUUAAAAGGGUGUGAAGGAAAUAUGUUCCAGUACACUGUAUUGUACACUAGGGCUGGGCGAUAUGGCCUUAAACAUGUAUCACGAUAAAUUGAGCAGAUUUAUCUCGAUAACGAUAAAUGACGAUAAAUUCGCCCAAGCGUACUGUUAUAUAAUUUGAAAAUCUGAAUCAAUGCAUGAAAUACAGAUUAACUGUUUCUUGUUGAUUUAUUUACCAGCAUUCAAUUUCAUAUACUGUAUUUAACAAUUGUAUAUGCAGUCUAAACAUUAAGUUUAUAAAAAUGUAAUGUAAGCAAUAAGAAUUCAAGUAUGAACAUUUAUAACAGCGUGUAUGACUUGAACAAUGUACAUUAUCAAAAUCAAUAUGCCUGUGCAAACAUGUCAUUGUAACACAAAUGACUUGCAGCUUGAACAGUACACUUCAAAAAGACAACUUGUUAAUGGCUGCUGUGACAUAAUUAUUAAAUACAAGUGUUUACAUUAUGGUUUCAGGGUCCCCCCCAGUGCAUUUUUUAAUAAAUGCACGCACAAAUGAAACCCCAAACAAACAGAGAGAGACACACACACAUUAAAGCUAUAUUGAUCUUCUUCAAAUGAAACGCUUAAGAUUUUAUGAUAGCAAUAAUGACACAGAAAUAAGCACAUACAGAAAAAUAGCUGGGGCCAUUUCUCGGUCAUUAUAAGUUUCGCCGUUGGAUUGUACUUUAAGCUGAAUGCUUUACCAUCACAAAAGCUAUCAGAGGAAUCACACACAGACAGAUACAAAAUAAUGCCACAUAGUAAUUGCUAGAUGCAGUCCGUGCCCAAUCCACUCAUUAAGUUCAGCCGUUUCGACAAGUUAGAGCCGCUAUCCGACUACAUCACGUUCAUUUGUAGCGUUAGCCGCUAGCUAGCGUUAGCCUGGCUACCAGUAGAAAGCACUGAAAGCACCAUCUCCGGAAAUUGUGAGAACAGCAGGGAGGACAGCGGGUGAAAGCCCGUCUGGAUGCCACCAAGAGUCUACUAAAUGUCGGUUAAAAGUUUGGUGAACCUCCCUUAAGCCACACUCCAUCACGUUUUGCUUGUAGCGUUAGCUGCUAGCGUUAGCUUACUGGGCUUUUGUUUGAUUGGCUCCUUGAUGAUCACGUGACUCCCUACGUAAGCCCAUUGACGGUUUCUUAAAGGGGAAUGAACAUAGACGGACAACACAGAAUCAAAGCGGGAUGAAAAGACUAUAUUUUCUUGUUUUAUUAAUUUACCGAAUUUACCGACAUGGUCAAAAUUACGUCGGUCAUCGUUAAGAAUUUCGGUGACGGUAAAUUUUCGGUUUACCGCCCUGCUCUAUUGUACAUGAAGUGGAAAUUAAAGACAUGUUGCUUUUCGCCCUCUUCAACGCUGAUUCAAAACGAAACUUAUGAACUUGCAAACUCGUGGUGGAUCUGUUGCACUUAUGAACUUUCUGUUGCAGCAGGUGUAACCACAGAGAAAAAACAACUCGCAACUCGCGAGUUCUAGGAAAACAGAUAGUGUAAGCAGAAGGGGCGAGAGUAUAUAAGUAAAGGAGGGAGCAGUGUUAAAUCUGAGAGUCUGCUGUGGUCUUACGCGUCGACGUGCAGCCAGGUAUCUUCCGCUCAACUUCACUGAGGACAACUCGGCUCUCCGUCCUUCCAGCACACGCCUGACAAUUGGUAAUGUGAUGUGGAGGCGGUUUAUUGGGACAUCUGCUGGGAGAUCGCUACGGCUCUGCAUGGUGGAGGACGCCCGGGGAGUCCGGUGUCCAGGGAAGGUCGUCCCUGCUCCUCUGGACCCCCCCCCCCUGCACCUCAGGAGUCAACAAUGCAGGAAGGGUUCGCAGGGCUCCCAUGGUGGCUGCAGGAUGCCUCAUCACGGUCACGUCUGAAACACCUGUCGUUCUGUGGCAUCUCGACAACAAAACGUGUCACUCACGCAAUGGCACUGAGUGGAUGACCGAGGUCAUGUCUGACCUAUGGAUCUCGAACAGCACGAAAGUUCGAGGGAUCGGAUGGGUUCUAUGGCCCAUAUUUGCUGCUCCUGUUCCUUUGGAUCCCCCUAUUGGCCCCUUUGCCCCCUUUGUCCCCAGAUUGAAGAAAACGCACACGGAGAUUCACUGGAUCGUCUUGUUUCCCCCUUUCCCCACAUGUGCCACACGGAAACAGCGUGCAUGGUACGACACCCUUCUGGGUGGAACCGGAAUCGUGUUAAGCAUCUCUAACCCGAUUGAUGGAGAAGUCACCAGAACUAUGUUGUCCAACACCGGAAGUGACAUUGCGCACGGUCUCUCGACCGUAGGGCUUUGGAUGCCCACAUCUAUCACGCCUCAUGAAGAAGCGGCGUCUUUCUUAGCACAAUUGUCAUGGGAUAAAGAGAUGUGGGAUGCAACACAAGAAGUAUUAACCAAUAUUUCUAAUGCAUUGAAUAUGACUGUGUGUAAUUUACAGGUACUUAACAUGAAAUUACACCUUUGACACAAUCAGUGACAACUACGAAAAUGCACUGGAAAGUUGUAUUCCCUGUUUUUUCAUCGUGUGCUCGGAGGAAGAGAGAGUGGUAUGACACGUUUUUAGGGGGAACAGGGACGUUAUUAGGGGUAUUUAAUACUAUUGAUAACGAAGUAACCCGCUCAAAAUUAGCUGGAACUGGACAAGGCACUCAUGAUGCCUUGGUAAAAGUGGGAAUGUGGCUUCCCAAUGCGAUAGUGGGUCAAAAGGAGAAUGCUGAAUUAUGGAAAAAGGUAUUUAAAUGGGAACUAACGGUAUGGAAUGCGACUAGUGAGGUAUUAACCAACGCUACUAAACAAUUAAAUUGGACUACAUGUAGUAUACAAAACUUAAAUGCAAGGGCGCAGAAAGAACGCUUUGAACGAAUAAUGACUACAGGGAAUUAUCAGGAGUGGCGUAGGGUUUGGAAUAUAUCUUCGAAACUAUGGUUACAAUUACAUUCGGAAUAUACCACUUGUAAUAGUACGGAAUGUUGGGGAUAUUGGACAACCUAUAAAGUAGCCUCCAACGUUACGGUAUGCAAAUUCCUGAUACUACCCGUUAUAACUAAACUAGGAUAUUGGUUUUUACAUAUAGAAGGAGAAUGGUUUAACCCAGAAACAAACCAAACCUUUGAUACCGAUCUUUGUCAGACAACCGAUAAAGGACUAGCUUGUACAUUGCAUGUUGAAAUUAUCAACCCGUGUCUAAUCAAAGCAGGAGAUUUUGUAUUAUGCGACUGGUCUAGGGAACCCAGCAGGGACAUUUUGUGGCAGGUGGGACCACACACCCUUUGUGUGGCCACAGCCCAAAAUCACUCCAUGCUGCCAACAGUUCCAUUCGUAGGAUGCCUAUAUGAUGUUCAUUUCUUCCAGUGGGGAAACGGGACGUAUCAGUUGACAAAUUGCACGGUUGCUAACCGGUUUACGGCUGUGCAAUGGGAGGUGCUCCGCACCCCAUGGUCAAUCUCCUUGGAACGUUUCAAAUGCGCAUUGGAACAGUCCACCGAGAUCCAGAAAUUGAUUAAGUCCCAUGCGUCUAAUGUUUCCCAACUGAUGAUAUCAACAUUAGUGGCUAAAGGAGAAAUUUUGCAUGCAGUUAAAAUUAUUCAGCAACAAUCUGCUCACCAUUGGUGGGAUAUUUUUUCAGGCUUAUCAUAUACUGCUAGAGUGACGUUAUUACCGCCAAUGAUUUUGGUAUUAAUAGCCAUUGCUUUAACUACGCUUUGUAAUAUUGGGAUUUGUUGCUAUGUCAGACGAAUUAAAAGAAUGUUGGCCCGUGAAAUAUUUCAUCGUCUAUAAACAUGAAAAUACUGAUCCAAACAUUCGACAUAAGGGCGCGAGGAAACAUUGUCGCACAAACAGCAUGUUGCAUAGAUAUAUUUCCGGAGGAAGAGGGGCAUAUAAUUGAUUAUCAGGAUAAUAGGGAUGGCUUCUAUUAUCGUAGAAUAGAACAACAUGAGAAUCGCUUAGAUAUGUUAACUGCAGCUAUGGAAAUAAUAGUAUCAGACCACGAUCUGCUAGCAUACGCCAAUUUAUGGGGAGAUCCCUGGCUCCAAUGGAUUCAGAUGAAUUGGAGAUUUUACGCGCAAGGUUUAAUUAAUUAGGAAAUAAGUUGUAAGUGGUCGAAAAGCACCAGGAGUGGAAUGAAGUGGAAAUUAAAGACAUGUUGCUUUUCGCCCUCUUCAACGCUGAUUCAAAACGAAACUUAUGAACUUGCAAACUCGUGGUGGAUCUGUUGCACUUAUGAACUUUCUGUUGCAGCAGGUGUAACCACAGAGAAAAAACAACUCGCAACUCGCGAGUUCUAGGAAAACAGAUAGUGUAAGCAGAAGGGGCGAGAGUAUAUAAGUAAAGGAGGGAGCAGUGUUAAAUCUGAGAGUCUGCUGUGGUCUUACGCGUCGACGUGCAGCCAGGUAUCUUCCGCUCAACUUCACUGAGGACAACUCGGCUCUCCGUCCUUCCAGCACACGGUAAUUAAGCUUUUGACAUUGCUUAGAGCGGUUAUACACUGAAGUGCAUUGUGUUACUCCUAUGCAUUUUGUCACGCUUCUAUUCUGUGGGUUAAAUAAAAUGUGCAGCUUGUUUAACGCAGAGAAGUGUUAGAGCCUUGUGUGUGUGUGUGUGUUGCCGAUUUUCCUCGAUCCCAUAGGCCACAUUAUUACAGUAAUUGAUCAUAAACUGUAAUAGGUCUGACAACUGGUAAGAUACUGUAUUUGACUAUAAACAGUAUUGAUGAAACUCUAUCACAAUUAUUGGUUAUAAAAUUGUGAUAUUCCCCGCUUCGUGUGAUAAUUGCGUAUAAAUCACACGACCCUAUCUUUGGACAAGCCAAUUGAAUAUAAGACUUGCCCUUAGAACAUACUGUCUAGGAUAAGCAGUAUCUAAAAAGUGUUUC
Messenger RNA from Corythoichthys intestinalis (scribbled pipefish), 5262 nucleotides. RefSeq lists its product as uncharacterized. The record is from RefSeq and is a predicted model, not a curated record. Lineage: Eukaryota; Metazoa; Chordata; Actinopteri; Syngnathiformes; Syngnathidae. The transcript has 2 exons. Bases 2877 to 4166 code for a protein of 429 amino acids.